This is a messenger RNA of Entamoeba invadens IP1, 4626 nucleotides long. Its product is annotated as protein serine/threonine kinase, putative. NCBI's taxonomy places the organism in Eukaryota, Evosea, Mastigamoebida, Endamoebidae. The transcript is spliced from 2 exons. Gene Ontology annotation, biological process: protein phosphorylation. The record is from RefSeq and is a predicted model, not a curated record. Gene Ontology annotation, molecular function: ATP binding; protein kinase activity. Bases 1 to 4626 code for a protein of 1541 amino acids.
AUGUCAACAAACAUACUUUUCAUUUUAAUUUCUUUAACAACAUCAUUUGAACGGGUGAAAUGGUGUAAAUUAAAUAACAACUUCAGUUGCGUUGAAGUUAAUAAAAAUUGUCCAAAUAAACAAGAGUGGAGUGUUGUAGGCAAUAAAAUUAAUUUAUUAAAACAAACAAAUGGUCAUUUUACUUUUUAUUGCAACAUUUCCAGUGAACUUUUUGUUGAUAACUACGACAAAACAACAUUAUUAUUGUUUUCGACAAAAAUACGAAACCAUAUAUUGUUUUUAUCAUUAAAAAAAAGAUUAAAAGAACGUGUUACAGAAUCACGAUACAUAUUAUCUCAAAAUUUGCAAACGAUUGUAAAACAAAUUAAUUGUGGUGAUUACACAAAUUGUACUUCUUGUACAAGUGAUAAUAAUGGUUUGUAUUGUAGUACUUGUUCACAGGGUUUUUUUAAAAACGGGAAAAAAUGUGAUCCUUGUUAUACUGGAUGCGCUUCAUGUAAUGGUUAUUCAUCAACUACAUGUUUCUCAUGCAAAGAAAAUUAUUAUUAUGAUACAAGUAAAAAAACUUGUAAUUAUUGUCCUUUCCCUUGUUCUGCGUGUUAUUAUCCAGGAGUGAAUGGGAACUGUAGUAAGUGUUAUACUAGUUUUUACUUGCAUCAAUAUACAUGUACACGAUGUUCCUCUCCAUGCAACACGUGUUUCGACCCAGGUAACAACGGGAGUUGUGAAUCAUGUAUCAGUGGAUAUUACUUAACAGAAAACACGUGCUCUUUAUGUAACUCGACAUGUGAGACCUGUUAUGGAAGCGAAUAUAACCAAUGUAAUACUUGUGUAUCGGGGAAAAGAUAUCUUAGUAAUGGUCAGUGCAUUGAAUGUAUCAAUUGCAAAAGUGGGUCUUGUAAAACUGAUGGCUGCACUGAAUGCGUUUCAAUAAAUUACUAUAGAAAUGGAUACAAUUGCUUUCCAUGUGAUUCUUCAUGUGAGAGUUGUAAUGGUAAUUCGAGUUUAAAUUGUCUUAGUUGUUCACAGGGAAAAUAUAUUGACUCAAACCAGUGUAAAACUUGCGAUACUCACUGUUCAGAAACAAAGUGUUUACCAAAAGAUGGUUGUAUUGAAUGUACAUAUGGUUAUUUCUUAGAAAACAACACAUGCCACCCAUGCUCUGAUAUACCGAAUUGCUUUAAUUGUAGUCAAACCAAUAAACUGUGCCAUGAAUGUGUGGGAAAUUUUGAAUUAUUGAAAGGUAUAUGUGUAUGUAAAAAUGGAUAUUAUCUUAGUUCGCCAAAUAUAUGUUACAUGUGUUCUAAUGUUAUAAAUAAUUGUAAGAUGUGUCAUGGUGAUGCAAAUUUCAAAGCAAUUUGUGAUAGUUGUUAUGAACCUUUUGUUCUGAAUUUGAGUACUAAAACUUGUCAAAAAUGUGGCGAAAAAGAAUACUUUUUAAAUAAAGUUUGUACAAUCAAUGGUGAUGAUUGUUUGGAAAGAAUAAAUAAAAGUAUGUGUUUAAAAUGUGAUAUUGACAAUUAUCUUCAAAACAUGAGUUGUGAAUCCAAUUUAAUGGAUACAAAUUGUAUUACAAAAGGAAACGUUAUUUGUGAAAAUUGUAAUUAUGGUAUUUCACUUGUAGAUAAAUGUGAUAUUUCUAUUGAUAACUGCAAGUAUUAUUAUUCAACGAAAUUGGAAGAAAGAGCAAAAUGUUUACAAUGCAAAGAUAACACUAUAAUCUUCCAAAAUAAUAGUUGUACUGAUAUAUCAAACGAAAAAAGAUUGACCAGAAACAACAAAUAUUACACAUGUAAAAACGGUGAGUACAUUGAUAACAACAACAAUUGUCAGAAUUGUUCUAUUCAUUCAUUUGAAAAAUGCAAACUCAUAAAAAAUACAUUAAAUGCUUUGUUUUGUGUAAAAAAUUUCAUUAUAGAUGUUAUAAAUCAAAAUUGUUUUGCUGAUGAAAACUGUAUUAAAAUAUCAUCCAAUGACUGCGUAGAAUGUUCCAAAUUUUUCCAUUAUACAAUAGAACAUAAUAAAUGUAAAUUGAACAUUCUCAAUAAUUGUGCAAAAUACAAUCAAAACACUUGUGUUAUUUGUUCGGAAGGAUUUUUAUUAAAAGAAGAGACUUGUAUUAAAUUAUCAACAUUGAAUUGUGAAAAAUCAAACAAUUAUUCGUGUAUACAGUGUUUUCCGAGUUAUGUUCGUAAUUCAAACAUAAAAAAUACAACUUGUUGUGUGCCGACUGAUAAAAUAAUCAAAUACACAACACAAAGUUCCGAAGAAGUGUCAACAAUUUUGGAGUGUUCGGAUAAUUAUUUUCUUACAAAAGGAGGGUGUAUUUUAAAUUCUUCAACAACGACAUAUCAUAAAACAAUGAAAACAAAAAUAGGAAACGUUAUAAAUAAUUGCGAAAUUCAAACAACAAAAGGGUGUUUAAAAUGUUCAAAUACUUAUUAUUUGGAUUUGUUUUCAAAUGAUUGUCUUUCUUGUAAUUAUACAACAUCAAAAUGUUUAACCUGUUUCAACUCAACCUUUUGCAUAACUUGUGACACUUCAGUUUAUUUUCUAAACAAAAACCAUAUUUGUGAAUUAGCAAGUGAAUUGGCAAAACGGUGUACAAUGAUGCUUCCUUCACAAAGAGGGUGUGUAAUUUGUAAUGAUGGAUAUUAUCAAGAUCAAAAUGACUGUCUUCGAUGUGAUUCAACCUGUUCGACAUGUCAAGAAAUUUCAAAGUGUUUAUCUUGUAAAGAAAAUUAUUAUCAAAUACUCAGUGAAAGUUAUUUGUGUAAAAGUUAUGAAUCACUUACCAAUUGUGUUAAAAAGACUUCAAGUGGUUGUUUGCAGUGUUCCAAUGGGUAUUAUUUAGGUAAAGUUAUUCCUCGAUGUUACGAAUGUUCCAUGAAUUGUUUAUUGUGUUCAUCAGAAGAAACGUGUUUAAUAUGUGAUAUUAAUUUUGUCUUAGUUGAUAAUCAUUGCAAAUCAGUUUCUGAAAUUACAUUUUGUCUUUCAGCUGAAAAUUCAGUUUGUACAAAAUGUGGUAAUAACAAAAAAGUUUCAACAGAUGGGACGUAUUGUGUUGAUCAAAUUAAUUUGAAAUUGGUUAUUGCAUUGCCCGUUGUUCUCGUGUUAGUCACAUUUGUUAUUUUCUCUGUUUUCAUAUUUGUAUUUUAUAUAAUGCGAGUACACAGAAAGGAAAAGAACCAAAUGAAAAACGUUUGUGUAUUUGAUAUGAAAAAGUCCAACAUUUUAUUCUCAAAAUUGACACAAAAUUUAGUUUCAAACCAACCAGAAAUAAUUUUUGAAAAUGAACCAAUUGAAAACAAAGAUAGUACCGAUAUCCCAGUCGAUCAAGAAACUCGAGCACUUUUCUGUGUUGGUAACGUUUCAAAAAAUAAACAGAAAAUUCAAUUUAGUGUGAAAUCUGGAUGUGAUAUAUAUUUAAUUAGAACAGUGCCAACUUUAAUUACACUUAAAAGAAAUGAAGCUUGUGAAUUUGAAAUAUUUUUGAAACCUUAUUGUUCAUGUCAAAUUAACGACGAAAUUUUAUGUAUUUCACUUGACAUCAAGAAAGGGGAGCAAACCACUUCACCAAUAAAAAUUAAAGCAAAAACCAUAUUAACAACCAAAUUAAAUAAUUAUGAACUUAUUGAAUCAAAGAAACUUGGCGAAGGAUCUUUUGGAAUUGUUUAUAAAGGCAUAUUCCGAGGUGAGAGUGUUGCUAUUAAAAGACUUAAAAGUGGGUGUGAUGAUGAUACUAGUAUAAAAGAAUUUGAAAAAGAAGUACAAAUGUUGGAUAAAUUUCGAAGUGAUUAUAUAGUUUACUUUUAUGGAGCUGUAUUCAUACCAAACAAAAUCUGUCUUGUUACCGAAUUUGCUCAAUAUGGGUCUUUGAAGGAUUUGUUACAUGAAUAUGUUUUACAAGAUGAUUAUAUUAAUACAAAUAAAAAUUUACAAAGCAAAAAGUGUGUAACAAAAAAGUUGUGUGAAAAGUUUAUGUUAGACAUGGCAAAAGGUAUAUAUUAUCUACACAACAAUGGGGUUGUUCAUAGAGAUAUCAAACCCGACAAUUUAUUAAUUUUUUCGUUAUAUUUUUCAACACAAAUCAUCGCGAAAUUGACUGAUUUUGGAAGUGCAAGAAAUGUGAAUUUAUUAAUGACUAAUAUGACUUUCACCAAUGGUAUUGGAACACCAAAAUAUAUGGCUCCUGAGGUUUUGAACAAAGAAAAAUAUAAAAUGCCUAGUGAUAUAUUUUCGUUUGCCAUAACAAUGUAUGAAAUAUUUGGGUGGAAAGAGCCUUAUCCCAAAAAUGAAUUUAAAUUUGCAUGGAGUAUAGCAAACUUUGUCACAAAUGGAAACCAUUUAUUAAAGAAAGGAAAUAUAACAGAUGAUGAGUUCAAUAUCAUUGAAAAAUGUUGGUAUUCACAACCAGAAAAAAGACUCACCAUUAACGAAAUAGUUCCAAAAAUAGAAAAAAUAAAGGAUGGACAUGGGGACGAAGGACGGGAAUAUAGGCCGAAAGACGUCCUUUGUGGUUUAGGGACGUCCUCCCGUUAUAAAGGACGUCCUCCUGUGUAUAUGGUGUCCUUUCUAUUAUUUUCGUGUCCGCGGCAUUUUUUAUUCAUUAUCGAAACUAUAUAA